This is a messenger RNA of Prunus avium (sweet cherry), 1636 nucleotides long. RefSeq names its product fantom protein. NCBI's taxonomy places the organism in Eukaryota, Viridiplantae, Streptophyta, Magnoliopsida, Rosales, Rosaceae. The record is from RefSeq and is a predicted model, not a curated record.
CCCAUAACCCAGAACAGCCUGCGCACCUUUCAAUUUUCAAGCUUUUGAGACCCAAACAUAAAAUUUCAAGCUUUGAACCGAAAACCUAAUUUCUGCUCGUCUCCGACAGCAAUUUUCGACAGUAGAAGCCCCCCCAUCAAGCUCUGUCCAGUCGGCUAAUCAGAUCCGUCCACCUCAGCAAUGCUCUGUUCGGUGCCUGCCAGCAAGUCCGGUUCGAACUGGCUGGACCGGCUCCGGUCAAACAAGGGCCUUCCAACCGACGACAAUCUUGACCUCGACCACUUCCUUAGCCGAAACACAAACUCUUCCUCGGAAUUCCCAACUCCCAAUGUCUCAUCGUCCACAGAGUCGACUCGGCCGGGUUCGGACCGAGUGGUGAAUCAGUCCACGACCUCGUGCCCGAACCGAGAUAACCAGGGAGAGGCAUUCAUCGGCCUGGUGAACAACGUUCUGUCGGAGCUAUUUUUCAUGGGCGGCUCCGACGAACGUUCCAAACUUUUAGGGAAAAAGAUUCCUAGAAAACAAGCAAACCCCAGAGUUUGUGUCACUUCCACGACCAACUCUGACAGCAAUGCUGCUACUGCAAACGCCACCGAAGAUAAGAGCUCCGACUGGGGUCGAAAUGACGAAAAUGUCCUCGACAAAGCAGCGUGCUUGGACUCGCAAAACGGCAGCUUGAUGAAGAAUAUGGACUUGGGAAAUGUGGGUGGUGAGGAAGGUGAGGAGGUGGAAGAGGAGGAAGAGGAAGAGAAGGAGGAGUUGAGAGAGCUGAAAGGGUAUUCGAUCAGCGAAGUGACUGUGAUCGAUACGAGUUGCGGGGUUUGGAAGACGGAGAAGGUGGUGUUUAGGAGGAAGAAUGUGUGGAAAGUUAGGGAGAAGAAGGCCAAAGUGAGGAAGUUCGGGAGACGUAAGAGAAAAGUGGUUGAUGAGGAAGUUGGUGUUGAAGGCGGUGAUGAGAUUGACAAGAAGAAGGCUAAGGUUUCAGCUUUGAAGGAAGCUGAUGGGGAUGAAUGCAUAGCUCUCAAGUCCACUGAAGGACAGAAUUCACAGAAUGACACAAGCAAUGAAGUCUGCGAGGACACACCAGAUAGUCUUAAGGAAAGAGGGGAGGAAUUUGGCAAAGACAUGCCAGAUGCUAAAAGCAAAGAUGCCAAGAAAGGGUUUCCUUUGAACAGAUCACCAAGAAAAAUGAAAAAGGGUGACUCCUCUGUUAUACUUAUUAAAGGCAUUCCUACCGACAAUAAAAAUGGAGGAAAGCUUCUGAGAACGUGUCUCAAGGACAUCCAAAAGCAAUACACGGCUUGAUUGAUCAGUCACCAUAAAAAUGUUUCACUGGAAAGAGGCUGCUUAAUCAAUGGCGGCAGCGGUCUUUCUUUCAGUGUUUGGAUUUGAUUGGCCCUUUGAUCUCCUUCCAGAAAGGAGUAUAUGCGUUUUGGUCUCACUUAGGACUUGGAGAUGGUGGUGAUCAUGCUGCCUUGUCCUUAGGAAUCAAAAUGUUGUGAAAUAGUGAAUUCGUUCUAUCAUUUGUAAUGCAUGAUAAAAAAGUAUUUGCUCCGAAGGAUUGUUCUGUUGUUCCGGUUCCUGCAAACCUGUUGAUAGAAAAUUCAAUUCAAUAUAAGGAAUCAUUCUAACGAAA